UUGGACCUCUGGCAAAUAUAUCCCCUAAAUGUAUUUGAAAAUACAACGACUGUAACUGCUGAAUGUAAAAAUGUUUACGAUGAGUAUUUGAGGAGGCUUUAUCAAAAUGAGUUGAACGCCGCAAAGAUGUUUGAUGCCACAGCAAAAUUGCCAUCUGGCAUUCUUAGAGGUAACGUGAAUCAGUACGGUGAUUUCGACGAAUGUAUGGAACUGGAAGAGGCACAGUACUGUUUGGCAGACAUUAACAUAGAACCGUACUGGAGAGAGCCUUAUUUGAAGUUCAAAAACAUGGUGCAUUCAAAUUUUCCGAUUCGGGAGACAUUUGACGAUCCCAAGCACAGAGUACCUGGGUUUACAAUGAUUAGAUGGGGAUUCUGUAUUCCAAAAGAGUGCACAGGAAAAGAUUUGGAAAAUGCAAUAUAUGAAAAAUUGAAUAUACCGUCCAGAAUUCGACCUGCAAUGUGUCAAAAGGCAAAACAGCAACAAUCUGCAUUGACUUUUGGAGAUAUCUUUACCAGAUAUUUUUUCCUCAGCAUUGCAAUUGCUAUUGGAUUAUCUAGCAUUUUAUAUAGCAGGAAUAAAUUAGAAAAUACCGUUAAUAUUUGGUUGCAAUUAUUAAUGUGUUUUGCGAUUCAACGAAAUUACAAAAUCAUUGCUACAAUCAGAAAGAAUGAAAAUGAAAUUCAGGCCUUGCACGGGGUGAGGGCUUUGUCGGCCCUUGCGUUAAUAAUUUCUCACAAAGUAAUGGCCCUUUUCUAUAAUCCGUUUAUGAACAGGUCGGUCAUGAGUGAGAACUUAGGUAUGAAAUGGUCUGUGAUAGGGAGGACCGCUAUAAUUUAUACAGAAUGUUUUAUGUUACUCAGUGGGCUGCUAAGUGCUAAUUCUCUAUUCGCUGACUUGGAUAAAAGAAAAACUAUGAAUUUUAGGGAUAAAUUAAUUAGCAGACUGUUUAGAAUUUUGCCAAAUCUUAUCGCCGUAAUCCUUUUUUGUACUUACUUACUUCCAUUAAUGGGAUCUGGACCUCUAUGGCCUUUAGUGGUAAAUCAUCAUUCAGAACUAUGCAAAAGAUAUAUGUGGAGGAACAUAUUAUUAAUUCAUAACUAUUUUGGGUUUGAAAAUAUGUGCUUAACACAUACUCAUCAAGUAGGAAUCGAUAUGCAGUUAUUUUUAAUUACUCCAUUUUUUGUGUAUGUUAUAUGGAAAUAUGGAAAGGCAGGAUUUUGGAUUUCAGGGGCAGUAGCCCUUUUAUCUACAAUUCUAAGAUUUUGGGUAACUUGGAAAAAUAGUCUCAGUCAUGUCGUUCAUUUUGGAAUACCAGUAUCCAGAUUGUUCCGAACUGCAAGUUUAUCUUAUAUUCUUCCUACGCAUAGGAUAACAAUUUACUUAAUAGGAAUAUUUUUGGCCUACGUGCUUAGAUAUUCAAAAAACACCGACAUUUCAAAGCGCCAACGGUUUAUUAUAUGGAGUAUUCUUUAUCCUGUAACUCUGUCUGCAUGGCUUGGUCCAAUACAUAUGAGCCAAAAGGACUUUAAAUAUAAUAAAAUGGAAGCAGCCCUUUAUGCAGCUUUAUCUCCAGUAUUUUGGGGAAUUGGCGUAUCUUGGGUAAUCUAUUCCAUAAACAGAGGAUUUGGCAGCUGGUUUGGCCCUCUCCUAAAAUGGAAGUACUUUGUUCCAUUUACUAAAAUAGCUUAUGCCGUUUAUUUAGUGCAGUUUCCAGUAUUUUUCUAUAAUGUGGGGAAGACAAGGCAUGUAGAUGAAUAUAAAUCUUAUAUGAUGAUGCAGGUUGUUGAAACUGGAGUGAUAGUGCUACUGUCCAUUAUUCUUACUCUAACUAUUGAACUACCUUUUCAAAAUAUCAGAAAGGUGAUUUUCCGGACAGGUGACAAAAAUAUUAAAAUCCAGACUGAUUAAGUAUUGUAGAAUAGGUCAAAUUAUGUAUUUUAGGU
This is a messenger RNA of Anoplophora glabripennis (Asian longhorned beetle), 1946 nucleotides long. Its product is annotated as nose resistant to fluoxetine protein 6-like. Gene Ontology annotation, molecular function: acyltransferase activity, transferring groups other than amino-acyl groups. The annotation marks the transcript as partial. NCBI's taxonomy places the organism in Eukaryota, Metazoa, Arthropoda, Insecta, Coleoptera, Cerambycidae. The record is from RefSeq and is a predicted model, not a curated record. The transcript is spliced from 12 exons.